This is a messenger RNA of Botrytis byssoidea, 3177 nucleotides long. RefSeq lists its product as uncharacterized. Lineage: Eukaryota; Fungi; Ascomycota; Leotiomycetes; Helotiales; Sclerotiniaceae. Gene Ontology annotation, biological process: regulation of DNA-templated transcription. Gene Ontology annotation, molecular function: DNA-binding transcription factor activity, RNA polymerase II-specific; zinc ion binding. The transcript is spliced from 2 exons. The coding region runs from base 301 to 2007 and encodes 568 amino acids. The record is from RefSeq and is a predicted model, not a curated record.
UGUUAGAUUUUCGCUGUUUCUCUUGGCUACUUUGUUAAGAUUGUGUUAAUAUACAUAGCUUUUCUACCCUUUUCGAGGCCACCAUUGCGAAGAGUGAAGCGACCCCCGUUUAAUUUCCUCACAUUUGCGUUAUCGUACUGGACAUCAUCUAAAUUAUUUGCCAAAACAACCGCUUGCGGCGCCUGUCCCCAAUAUUUUGAUCCUGUUUCAGUAUAUCGUCCCCUAAAAGGACCGGGAAUUUAACAAGGGUCAGCUGGGUAUCAAGCACCUGAUUUUGCAAGCCAACGCCGCAGGUCAACUAUGGUUUUUUGUGGCCGUCCCUCUAAAGGAUGCCAUGCAUGUAGAGCUAGAAAGACAAAAUGUGAUGCAGUUCCCACUGGAUGCACUCAGUGUUCGAAUGCGGGUCGAAAAUGCCCCGGGUAUAGAUCCCAGGUUGACCUGAUUUUCCGGGAAGAAACUAAAAACGUUAUUAAAAAAGCAAAGGUUAAACACGAGAAAGCCAAGCAAAAGGGGACGGAACAUGUUUCUCUGAACUCUACUGGUUCUUGUUCGACCACCUCCUCACCAUAUUCAAGUCGAGGAAACUCACCACGCGAUGUCGUUAAGGCUUCGCAAUUUAACCAGAUUAUCUCUGUCAAUUAUCUAAACAUAACGCCAUCCAUUGAAGAUAGAGCUACCUCAUUCUUCCUAUCAAACUAUGUUAUAGGCGAUAAUGGUCCAACUCGAGGACACCUUGAUCUCCUUUCCGAUCUGUACGAAUCUGAUAGCGUAGAUGAUAAUCUUGUCGCCGCAGUUCAAGCAGUGGGUCUGGCUGGUUAUGCACACUCGGCAAAAGCUCCCCAUCUUAUCAAUCAAGCACGCGUACAAUAUGCCAAAUCACUUCAACUUACUAACACUGCCCUUCAAUCUCCAACUGCCGUCAAGAGAGACAGUACUUUAUUAGCGAUAUUGAUCCUCGGAAUCUUUGAAACUAUCACAGGUUGUAACCAGAAAUCAAUGAAAGCAUGGGCAGAGCACAUUCAUGGUGCCGCGGCAGUUGUCAAGCUUCGGGGGCCGGAAGCCAUCAAGAAAAAUGGGGGCAUACGCUUGUUAGCACAAGUAACUUCGAGCCUGCUGAUAUCAUGCAUCCAGAGGGAUAUUCCACUACCAGAAUACAUCGUCGAAAUUACAGAAUUCGCAGAAAAGGAGAUGACAAAUGUUGAUCCGGCCUGGAUCGCUCAAAGAAUAAUGAUUGACUACACGUCUUUCAAUGCUAGAUAUCACGAAGGUUACUAUAGUGAUGCUCAGGAGCUUCUUGAUGAUGCUGAGGCUUUGGACGAAAGAUUCCUCGCCUUUUUUACAAACAUACCGAAAGGGUGGGAAUUUACAAUAGUUCAGACAGACAAAGAUCCGGAUGUUGUAUUUGAUGGCUACUAUCACGUGUAUUAUGAUCACUGGGUAGCUCAAAUCUGGAAUGCAAUAAGAGAACUCAGAAUCUUACUCAAUGAAACGAUCAGAGAGGUCUUACUGAAAGACUUUACUUCUCCUGUACCAUCGUUACUUGGGUCCGAAUACGCAGAGAGAUUCCAAAUCUGCACAGAAAUAAUUUACCACCUACAAGCAGAAAUUCUCGCAAGUGUGCCGCAACACAUGGGCUACGUUUCGAGGAACAGUGGGCAUACACAACUCUGGAGUGGCUUCGAGAAAGAUGGGUUUGGAACAGAUUUCCCUACCAUUAGAUUCUCGGGUGGAUAUUUUUUGAUCUGGCCACUAUUACUAGUAGGCAAUUUGCGCCUUUCGACUCCAGAUGUUCGAGCAUUUUGUGUUAAGAAUUUGCGAUAUAUUGGAACGCAGAUGGGGAUUCAACAUGCAAACCUUCUGGCUACUAUUGUGGAACAGAAAAUUCCUGUAACUGUGUGGAAUGAGCAGAGACCACAACUCCCUGGUAGAAUCUUGGAUGAGGAUUUUGCCAUUGAUAAUGAGAACCAAAAUCGGGAAAUGGAGUACAGCCAGACAAUCCCUGUCUAGAUUAUCAAGUUCUGCUUCAAUUCAAAGCUGGAGGUUGAUUGCUCAACCCACUCAUGGUUAGCCAAUCAUGACGUGAUGAUGAUGGCAUCUCAGUCAAGCUAACAGUAUAAAACAUUUUUUAUCGCGUAUCACACGUUCAACACCCGCCAAUUAGUUCAGUAUAAGAUUCAAGUCAAGGCGGGUCAAACCUGGCAGUAAAACGGUGACCCUGAGCCGAGUCAAAACAAGAGCUGUCGUUGGGGAUUUCAGCAGGUAUCCUUUCAUAUUCAGUCAUAUCCAAAGAGAUCGUCCAAGCGAUGUGUUGCUUUACCAAUUUUUCUCAAAUAUGCAGCAGAAAAGCUCUUAUACGACAAGCAGCUUCUCAAUGCGAGACAAGUUUAAGAUCAUAGCAGACCAGGCUUUUCCAAAAGAUGUUCUCGCAUGGGGUACUAUAGGGAUAGAGAGAGUAGAAAAUUACAAUACUGGCUGAAGGAUCCUACACAAUCGUUUUACUAUACAAAAGAUAUACCCUCAGAUCUUAUGAAAUAAGCAGGAAGGGACUUGGUAGAGGCCACGGGGGAUACGGCAAUCUAGUAUCUCUGGAUGCCUUUCUUAUAUGUAGAUUUUUGCCAGGGCAGAGUUUAGAUUAAUUGCCCAAGGAGAACUCAGGAGGUUCUCCGAAAUUUCUUGCAUAUACCUCAUGAGUAGGCAAAGAUGAGCAUUUCCGCCACACAGAUCAACACACAACAAAUGGAGAAGGUAAUAGACUGUAACAAUUCUUGGGGGGGAUUUGUUUUUAAGGAUAGGUUGCGGGACAUUUGUGGGAUGAGCUUACCCCGUUAUUGAGUAAAGCUAUUUUUCAUUUAGUACGAGAUUGUUUAUUAUGAUCAAAUCCUAGUUUGAUGGAUGAUAACUAUCCUGAAAGCUAUUCCGAUACUUGCAAUCUCAAUCGGGAUUUGUAGCUUAUUCCUGAGCCUAUGUCUUUUCAUCAUGUUGCUCCUUUUCUGCCUUUUGGAACAUACACAAUAUUAUCAUAGAGUUUCUUCAUCAUUCCUUGUCAUGCUGCCGUCUUCUGUUCUUAAAGUACGUUUUGGGAUUCUUCCUGUUGUCCACCAGUGGGUGUACGGAUUAACGGGACACUGCAAAAAUGGACUUGUGAAUAUCUCUUGAUAUAUCGAAUCAUUUAUUCUA